GAAAAUACAGCACGUUUGGGAAUUUUGCUUGCUUUGCAUUAUUUAGAAUUAUAUAAAACUAAAAGGAUAAUUUACACUUUUAGGGUUAUAUUGUAGUAGGCUGGAGUGGUAUAUGUACAUUUUCUGGACCGUUGGCGCUUUAAAAUGGAAGAGCCACCACUGAAAGAAAAGCUAACACCAACGGUCACAACCAAAAAGACAGCAGCUACUGGAAAAAAGAAGGUUAUCAGACGAUUGGUCAAAAAUGCUAAAACUGGUGAAGUUAUAAAGACAGAAAUAGUGAGAAUCGACAGCAAUGGUGAAACAACUGUGACGUCAUAUCCUGCUGGAACGCCAGUACCAAGUCUGGGCAAUCUUCAAUCUUCAGGUUCCUCAAAGAAAUCUGCGCCAACUAAAUCACCCUUAGAUUCUGUGAAGCCAUCUAGUCCAACGCCAGAAAAUAAAAAAGAACCUAUAAGUCCUUUAAGGUCAGAUGUUGGUCCCAGUGUACCAGCUAAUGUUCCUUGCAUUGAUGACCUCCUACAAAAAGAAGAGGAAAUUAUAAAAGCAGCAAAAGAAGCAAAAAAUGAGGAAAAACCAAAAGAUAAAGGAAAGGAGUUAAAGGAUGAAAAUGAGAGUUUGGAGAGCACAUUGAUCACUCUGAUGAAGAGGAAGCGACAAAGAGACCCAAAAGCACGGAAGAGAGGACUUGUUGCGAGUACGAUGGCUAAGAGAGCUAGUGAGGAGGAAGAAGAAGAGGCAGAGGAUCAGAGUUUUAUUGGAGACACUGAUUAUCGCGCGCUGGCUAAUGAUCAAAAGAACGAGGAAGAAGAAAUAAGAAAAAGGAAGGAAAAACAUAGGAGACGUCGUGAGAAAAAGCAUAAAAACAAGCCGAAAGAAGAGCCAGUAGAUAGUGGUAUGGAUGCCACAAACAUGGACGAGGAAGAGGAGCAUGAGCUGCAUCCUCUUGAAGAAGCUGAGCUCCUUGCCAAACAAAUGCAAAAUUCUGCUAACAUCACCCAACCAGAUGAAGAAAUGAAUGUUGAUCAAAAUGGGGCUCCUCCUGAUCCAAUUGAUGCGGAGGAGAAGCCUCCGGAGGAUGGGAGCGAUGAGGAAGAUGAUGAGAGAAGGAAGAAGAAGAAAAAGAAGCACAAACAUAAGAAGAAGAAGAAAAAAUUGAAGAAGCAAAAAAGACAGGAGGAUAGUGAUGCGGGGGAUUCAGAUCGAGGAGAAAAAGCAUCCGGAGACGACCGGAAAUCAAGACCGGAGGAAAAAAUGAAUCUCGAUGAUCUCCCAAAAGCAAAAAGCAGAUCAAGAUCCAACAGUUUCUCUUCCAUGUCUCUUUCUUCAAUAUCAUCAGCCUUCAGCGAUUCCUUUGAUUUUGCUGAAGGAGAUUUUAACCAAGGACCAGAUUUUGAUGGGCGUGGUGGCUUUAUGAUGAGAGGGGGUUUUCGUGGCCGAGGGUUUGACCCCUUUUUCCGCGGCAGAGCUGGUUUUCGUGGUUACCCUCGUGGCAGAGCAAGAGGAAGAGGGAAUUUCAGGGGAAGGGGCAGAGGUUUUGGUCCAGAUGGUAUAAUGUACGACGCUGCAGGUGUCCCCAUGCAAAUGGGGCCUGAUGGGUUAAUGUACCCCGCUACGAUGUUCAUGCGGGGCAGGGGUAUGUGGAGGGGUAACAUGAGGGGUGGGUUUGGAAGAGGGGGUUUUAUGAACGAUGGGUUCACCCCCCAAGAAGAAGGGAUCGGAAUUUAUGUGGAGGAGGAUAGUGAUGACUCUAGAAAGAAGAGGAGGAGCUAUUCCAGCAGCUCCUACUCCUCUUACUCUUCUCGUUCCCGCCAUCGUCACCGAAGAAGACGACGUCACUCAUCAUCCUACUCCCGAUCCUACUCCCGCUCCUCCAGAUCUUACUCUCGUUCUUACAGUCGCUCCUACUCCAGAUCGAGCCGUUCCUACUCCAGAUCAUAUUCGAGAUCAACCUCGCGAUCUUAUUCAUCAAGCAGGUCCAGAUCUAAAAGCCCAAAUAGAAAAGACGCCGAUGGCUGGAGCUCUAGUGGAAAUGAAGAAAGGUCAAGCUUCAGAGCCAUAUACGCUGCAGGAGGGAACUCCGCUCCUCCUCCCAAGAGGAAAGAGGAGGAAGAGGAAGUCCCAUGGUGGGCAGAGUUCGAUAAAACGUACGAGAUACAAAAGACUGCUGAAAAGGAAAAGCAGGCAGAAGCUAAAGUUCCUGAAAAAACUGAAACUAUUGAAGAUGCCAGUAAAAAAACAACUGAAACAAAAGAAAUUGAUGAAUCCAUAUCAAUGACACUGGCAGACAUAGAUGUUAUACGAUGUGUCAUGUCAUUGGUAAACAACACGUAUUACCAACAAGAUCCUGUAAUAGAAGAUGCAAGAGAAUGCUUGAAUGACAUAAUUACACAGGUUGAGGUGCCAAAACCAGUGGAAAAGAGUGAUUCUGAAGUUGUACAAGACUGUAUGAAUGACCUGUUAGAUGCUAUCUCUCCAAUUGACGCCAAACCUAAACCUUCAGAGUCUCCAACGGAUAUUGAAGCUUUAAACAACGAACACCCACUUAUGAGCUUCUACAUAGAAGCUUGUCGUAUUACAACUGAAGCACAAGCAAAACGGGACAGCCAGCCUACAGCGUCAACUAGUGGUAAAAAUGACGAUAAACAAGACUCGGAACGCCGUGAUGACCGCAAAGGACGCCACGGGCGACGUCGGCGCCGAAGCCGCAGCAGAAGGAGACGAAGAUACAGCCGGAGUUACAGUAGGUCCUCCUCUUCCAGGAGCAGCGAGAGAAGACCUCCGCUUGUUUCCCUGACCACCGAGCAACAACAAAGUCUCCAACAAGCACAACAGAUGCUUCUCAUUCAACAACAGCAACUACAAGCAGCUGGAAUAUUACCACCAAACCUCACCAUUCCAGCAACUUUACCCACUGUCGGUGGGAUUCCCCCAAUUACCCCAUCCACGAACCCCGUCCCAGCCCCCAAGAUACUUAGCAAUAGAUGGGACAAAGACAUGGAUGCCCUGCUAAAGAACAAGGGUAAAGAUGAUCUGACGAGAAAGUUAUGGCAGAAAAUGCGCGAGAAGAAGCAGCAAGAAGGAGGGGGGGACCUCUCGCCUACUUUUCUUGCUAGGGCCAAACAGGCUGAAGUUGUUAGUGCUGAUAAAGUGUUCAGUGGAGUUGGGAACAUCAAAAGUAGAAAGAUUGCUAUUUCUUCUAUUGAUGGCAACAAGAGGUUUGCAAAGGAUGAAGCAUCUCCAAACCAGUUUGACGAAGGAGUGACUUACAAGAAAAGUGAAAUAAUGUUGGAAAAUAUCGGCGCUGAAUAUAAAGACAGUGAAAAGACUCGAUCGCAGGAACAGCGGGAGAAGUUGGAGAUGUGGUCGGAUGAACAGAGAGGAUUGAAAGAGGAAGUGAAGAAGGUGAUGAGAGAGGAGAUAGAGAAGGCGGAGCGAGCGAAGAAGGAAGAGAUCAAAGAAAAGAUGUUGGAAGAGGAGAGACAGAAGGAGAUCAUGAGAAUCAGAGAAGAGGUCCGUCUCCAGAUUAAGAAAGAGAUACAAGCUGAGAUUGAUCAGCAGAGGAAGCAGGUCCUCCAGGAUCCGGAGUUAAAGAGUCAGAUCAUGGAGCUUGAAGCAUUGAAACAGAGCGCUGUUAAGUCAACCGAUAUCAAACCUGUGACUUCAACACCAGAAGGGCCAACUGACAGCUUCACUGUACAACAAGAUCAACAUAAGAAGGAUAUGAACCAGUGGUUGGAGAAACAUGGCAAGAGGGCAUCCGAGAUGAAUGUGGAGGAAAUGAGGCGAAUGCAAACCAUGUACAUGCAACAGCUGCAUCAUUGGAGUCAACAGCAGCAGAAGGCAUAUAUGCAAUGGUAUUGGCACCAGCAACAAAACUACAAGCAACAUUAUUUCUCACAAAAAUCUGGUUUCUACAACAACCAUCCUACUUCUGGAGCUGGGGACCAAAAAGCACCAGUUUCUGGACCAGAUAGCCAGCAGCGUGGUCCAAACCAGAGUCAUAUGGUGUCUAACUUACCUCCAGGAGUAAGACCACCUCUUGACCAGGGUCAACACUCCAUGAGUAGCAUGCACCAGAGACCCCCUGAUGGCCAAAACAUGGGUAACCCUACUUUUACCCGUGCCCCAAGCCAACAUAAUCCACCAAACAAACAGGCAGAGGGUGUUGGCCAGCAAUCACAGUCAGUUUUAAUGACCGCUCAAUCACAAGAGCAAAGAUUUCAACAACAACAAAGAAACUUUGGCAGUCACUACAAUAAUAGACCUAUUCCUUAUCACCAUGAUGACCCCCAUCGUCACGGGAACCACCCCCGCAUGCCCCCACCGCACGAUCGUCGUGACCUUUACCCCCCUAACCCCUUGAACCGUGGUCGAGAAUUUUACCCCCCGGGUCCGGACCGUCAAUUCCCCCCAAAUCGCUUCGAAAAUUACCCCGACAAGCGGCAGCAACCCCGAUUUGCUCCCCCACAGUUUCGCCCUGGGUCUUACCCCGAACAGCUCCGGCCUGACCCCCAUAUGCAAAAGUCUUUGAACCCAGAGGAGCAGUCCCAUCUGCAAGAACAUCUUAAGCAACAACAGCAGCCACCAGUAAAUAGAUACAAUCAACCAAUACCUACAACUCAGCAGUUCAAAACAACAAUGCCAUUAACCAGCAUACAUGGUGCAAGCAACCAACCGAACCAGGGACCCACCAACCCCCCGUUACACCAAUACCCCCCACCCGGUAUGGAAACCAACAACGAACCAGAUGACUGUGCACCAGGAACCACGCCACCACCAAAAGCCACCAACGACCAACCGCCACCACCUGGAGUGGAAAGUUUACCUUCAACCUCCAUGAAUGCUCCUAUCAUCUCUUCCAUGCCUCCUGGUGGUGACGAUCUAGCACCCCCCGGUGACGAUCAAUACACGAACAUUCCUCCUCCUAAUAUUAAAAAUCCGAACGUGGAAGAAUCACCAGCUAAAGCGAGCAAGAAAAAGAAGAAAAAACAUCGACGGAAGAAAAAGAGGAGAAGUUCAAGUGAGGAGGAAGAUGAUGCAGAUGAGGUGGAAGAGCAAAGAGCAAAGAUCAUGGAGCAACUAAAGAUCCUCCAAGCAGGAACUCUGGAUGAGGUGGAUGCUGCAGAGGUUGAAGAUGGAGAAGUUCAAUCCGGAGACGAGGGGAAACCUGUUUCUACAGUAGCUGCUUCUAUUGCUGCACUGACUGCAAUGUUACCACAAUUGGAGAGAAAGAAGAAAAAGCACAAGAGAGAGAAAAAGAAAAAAAGGAGAAAAAGAGAUUCAUCAAGUGAAGAAGAAGAACAUAGUGAAGCCCCCCAACCAAUCCAGGCGAUUCAGAAACCGCAUUUCCCCCCUGGCCACCCUCCACAACACCCAGGGUACCCAGGUAUACACCACCCAAUGCAAGGUAGAGACCCCAUGGUCCCGGUUUCCGGAAUCCAGCCCCAAUAUCAAGCCCCACCCACGUCACGACCCCAUAAUUACCCCUACCCUGACCACCAGCUGCCCCAUGGGGGAAUUCCCUUUUCUAACCCCGAUUUCGCCCAAAGGGGUCAAAAUCCCCAAACUGCCCCCAGAAAUGACGCUUACCCAAUUAUGGGCCCGUCAGGUGAUAAUCAGACCGUUCCCCGGAAAAGGUCUCCAUCACCCCUACCCCUUGUGUUCCCAAAUGACCCGGUCGAAAUGGAGGCCUGGGCAAGAAAAAUGGAGCAAAGAUACAGCGACCACCCACAAGCUCAUGAAGCAGGAAAUGCGUUAAAAAAAUUGGACAUGUCGCGUCCAAUUGAAUCUGUACGUGAAGCACUGCGGGACAUGGAACACAGAACUGCAUUGGACCAAAGAAGACCAGAAGAGCAGAGGAUUUUGGAGCAGAGAGGAUUUGAUCAAUCUGCUGAACUCCGGAGCAGAAGGAAAAGAGAUCGAGCUGUACAUGGUGGGCGAGGACGUAAGAAACGAAGAAUGCAACGAAAUUAUAGAGACUGGGACCAACCAGAAGAUGAUGGUUUGGUAUACUACUAUAGUGAGAGUGGGAGCUCAGGUUGGGGUUCAGACCAAGAUUUUGACGAUUUACUCGCUAAAAAACAGCGGGAAACUGGUGCAGUGCCCAUCGAUCCAAACAGACCUAAUUUUCCAGUAAAUGCUCAACCAAUAAACGUAACCAACACAAGGCGCCAAUCUCCUGCCCCUGGUCACCCCCAUGGUCAUAGACCCAACGAGGCAAUGGGUGAAGUUCAAGGCAUUCAAGUUAUAGGGGGUAGUCAGCCCCAGCCUAUCCCGUCCCUGGCCAACCGAAGUGGGCCCCGAAUGAGCCGGCCGGACCCAAUGCGCGAUCGAUUUGAGCUCGCCAGGGAAGAAGAGUUAUUGAUGGCUCAUGAUAUCGAAUACAUGAAUUUUAUGUCGGAGCAGCGAAACCAGCUUUAUGCUCGGCAGAACCCCCCACACCCCCACCCUGUACCCCACAAUGUCAUGGACUUGGCCCCGAGACCCCCAAUGCCCCGGGACCAUGGGGGUUUCCCCAUGAACCCGAUGAUGCGUCGUCCAUACGGCAUGUAACCGCAUGCCUGUGUAUUAUGUACAUAGUAGUCAAGCUAGUUUAAGUUUUACAAAUCUGCAAUUUUAGUUUUCGUCUUUUAGAAGAAAAACAUUGCCAAGAAAAGCUGCAAAACAGCUCAUUUUUUUGUUGAAGACGCAAGAUUUACAAAUUGGAUUACUUGUAUAUAAUUGUGCAUGUUGCUAGGUUGGAUUUAAUUUCAGCAAAACUGCUGCAAUCGUGGAUACUGGAUCUGUAUAUAAGAAUCAAGUGUACUAAAGCUAACAUAGGCAGAGUUAGAUGGCCGCUGGGGCCUUUAACUCUGUCCGUUUUUAUGUUCUGACGUUUUCAGGGCUAGACAGAUUCGUCUGCGUAUUACUAGUUCAAAAAACACGAAAAAAAUCGUUUUCUGAAGACUGCCUGCACCGUACUGCAAACUAAAAGAUUCUGACUGGCGAUGUUUUCUUAGCUUUGCAGGCACUGCCUAAGCAACUGCGCUGUGCAGUAACCGCUGAUGUACAUACUGAAAGGAUUAAUUAUUACUCGCUGUGAGUACAUUUGGGAUAUACCAUUUGCCAAGUCAAGUCGUCAUCGAAAAGGGUUCGUGCUUCGUGUCAGUUUUGUCGAACUACAAAUGUAAAUUUUGUUGGUAAUUGUGAAUAAAAAUCUUAAAUUGUCA
Messenger RNA from Ciona intestinalis (vase tunicate), 7211 nucleotides. The record is from RefSeq and is a predicted model, not a curated record. Lineage: Eukaryota; Metazoa; Chordata; Ascidiacea; Phlebobranchia; Cionidae.